This is a messenger RNA of Paramecium tetraurelia, 351 nucleotides long. RefSeq lists its product as uncharacterized. The transcript is spliced from 2 exons. The record is from RefSeq and is a predicted model, not a curated record. NCBI's taxonomy places the organism in Eukaryota, Ciliophora, Oligohymenophorea, Peniculida, Parameciidae.
AUGAAAAUGAUCUUUGAAACUCAUUCUUUCAGAUAAAUUGUCUGUGAACUGCUUGAUAAUUGCUAUGAAGUGCUAAAAGCCUUCUUGGAAUAGGCUAUUCAGAAUGAUGAAGCUUUCGAGGAGAGCAAGACUUAGAUUAAUAGAGAUUUGAAUAAUGCAAUAAAGGUGUUUAUAGAAAUUAUGGUGAUUUAAAGAGUAAACUAAUAGCAAUUCAAAAUAUUUGAAGAAUCUUUUAUUCGAGGUGAUGCAUUUCAGGAAUAAUUGGGCUCCUUGCAAGGUUUUUUUCUAUUAAAGAAGUUCAUAGGUUUUUAUUUAAAUAGUAUAUUUAGAAUAGCUGAUAGUAUUUGUUGA